AUGUCAAAUAAUAGAAAAAAAUUGUUGCUGAUGGGCCGUUCAGGGUCUGGGAAAUCAUCCAUGAGGUCCAUCAUCUUUAGCAACUAUUCUGCCUUCGAUACUCGUAGACUUGGGGCUACAAUCGAUGUAGAACAUUCUCAUCUAAGGUUUCUUGGUAAUAUGACGUUGAAUUUAUGGGAUUGUGGUGGUCAGGAUGUCUUUAUGGAAAAUUAUUUCACCAAACAAAAAGAUCAUAUUUUCCAAAUGGUUCAAGUAUUGAUCCAUGUCUUUGAUGUAGAAUCUCAAGAAGUUAUUAAAGAUAUAGAUAUUUUUACAAGAGCGUUGAAAUUGUUGAAGAAAUAUUCUCCAGACGCCAAAAUUUUCGUUUUAUUACAUAAGAUGGAUUUAGUUCAAUUGGAUAAGCGUAGUCAAUUAUUCCAAAUCAUGAUGGAAAAAUUACAACUAACCUCUAAAGAAUUCGGAUUCCCCAACCUAGUGGGGUUCCCCACGUCGAUAUGGGAUGAAUCUUUGUAUAAAGCUUGGUCUCAAAUCGUUUGUUCUUUAAUCCCCAACAUAUCGACACAUCAAACUAAUCUGAAAAAUUUUAAAAAAAUUAUAAAUGCUUACGAAAUAAUUCUAUUUGAAAGAACCACAUUCUUGGUGAUAUCUUCUACCAAUGAAAAAGAUUUAUCUACAAGUUCUAAUUCAAAUUCAAAACUGGAUCCAAAAAGGUUUGAAAAAAUAUCAAAUAUAAUGAAGAAUUAUAAACAAAGCUGUAACAAGUUGAAAUCAGGGUUUAAAACGUUAAUUUUAAAUAAUAACAUUUACAUUUCGGAAUUAUCUUCCAAUAUGGUUUGUUUCAUUGUGUUGAAUGACAAAGGUGCCACUCAAUCACCUCAGAUGAUUUUGGAAAAUAUAAAUAAAGCUAAAACUUUCUUUAAAUAA
Messenger RNA from Henningerozyma blattae CBS 6284, 924 nucleotides. RefSeq names its product Rag GTPase GTR1 (gene GTR1). Gene Ontology annotation, biological process: positive regulation of TOR signaling; regulation of autophagy; cellular response to starvation. Bases 1 to 924 code for a protein of 307 amino acids. Gene Ontology annotation, molecular function: GTPase activity; GTP binding. Lineage: Eukaryota; Fungi; Ascomycota; Saccharomycetes; Saccharomycetales; Saccharomycetaceae. Gene Ontology annotation, cellular component: nucleus; fungal-type vacuole membrane; Gtr1-Gtr2 GTPase complex. The record is from RefSeq and is a predicted model, not a curated record. The transcript has a single exon.